AUGGCUUUUAAAUUCGUUAUUUUCUCUGCUUGCUUGGCUUUUGCUCAAGCAGGACUUAUUGGAGCUCCAAUAGCUGCACCCAUCGCCUAUUCUCAAGCCCCGAUAGCUGCAGCUUACUCUCCAGCUACAGCUGUCUCCCACAUCUCCUAUUCGUCGCCAAUUGUUUCGUAUGGAACACCGAUUGCCGCUCAAGCUCCAACCAUCACAAGCCAAUCUCAGAACAUCUUGAGAAGUUUUGGAAAUCUUGGACAAGUUUCCACUUACUCCAAGACCAUCGAUACACCUUUCUCCAGCGUCCGCAAAACAGAUGUGCGUGUGUCAAACCCUGGCAUUAGAUACGCUUCUCCGUACCUCCAAGCAGCCCCACUCUCAGUGGCGCACGGCCUCCAAGUUGCACCUGCCAUUGCCGCCCCGGUUGCCUACUCGGCCGCCCCAGCAGUCUCACACGUCUCCUACCAAGGUUUAGCCGGUGGAUACGUUUUUUAAACAUUUAUAAUGACAAAAUUUGGUUGUAAUUUAUUUUUUUAAUGUUAAUAAAUUGAUUAUUUGCUGAA
Molecule: messenger RNA, 554 nt
Organism: Brassicogethes aeneus
Lineage: Eukaryota; Metazoa; Arthropoda; Insecta; Coleoptera; Nitidulidae
Source: the annotation of a GenBank genome assembly